AUGGAGCACCUCUUGCUGGAGGUGGCGGCCGCGCCGCUGCGUUUAAUCGCUGCCAAGAACGAGAAGAGCCGCAGCGAGCUGGGCAGGUUCUUGGCCAAGCAGGUAUGGACACCUCAAGAUCGCCAGUGUAUCCUAAAUACCUUAGCACAGUUACUUCUGGAUAAAGACUAUACUAUUCUGAUCGGUCGCCAAUUCCGCCCUAUCCUUUUGGAUUUGCUGGAACGGAAUGCUGAAGCCAUUAAAGCUGGAGGCCAAGUCAACCAUGAUCUACACGAACGACUCUGUGUGUCAAUGAGCAAGCUCAUCGGUAGCCAUCCUGAUGUCCUCCCGUUUGCCCUGAGGUAUUUCAAGGACACUUCUCCAGUCUUUCAAAGACUCUUCCUAGAGAGUUCAGAUGCUAAUACAGUCCGCUAUGGGCGCAGGCGGAUGAAGCUCCGGGACCUAAUGGAAGCAGCCUACAAGUUUUUACAGCAGGAGCAGUCUGUGUUCCGGGAGCUGUGGGACUGGAGUGUGUGUGUUCCUCUCCUCAGAAGCCACGACACCUUGGUCCGCUGGUACACAGCCCAUUGUCUUGCUGUGGUAACUUGCAUGAAUGAGGAGCACAAGCUAUCAUUCCUUAAGAAGAUUUUUAAUAGUGAGGAACUGAUCCAUUUCAGGUUGAGGUUACUAGAAGAGGCCCAGCUGCAGGACUUGGAGAAGGCCUUGGUUUUGGCCAAUCCAGAAGCUUCCCUGUGGCGUAAGGAGAAGGAACUGCAGUACUCACAGGGCCAUCUUGUUUCAGCUGACCUCUCCUCCAGGGUGACUGCUGUCUGUGGUGUGGUGCUGCCUGGGCAGCCACCAACCCCUGGAGAGCAGGCUAGUAACAGGAGUUCUUCUCAUGAACAAGAGCUGGCUUUUAAGUCUUAUGUACUGGUUGAGUCAGUCUGCAAAAAUCUUCAGACCCUGGCUAUGGCAGUGGCUUCUCAGAAUGCUGUGUUGUUGGAAGGACCAAUAGGAUGCGGCAAAACUUCUUUAGUUGAACAUUUAGCUUCAAUGACAGGUAGAAGGAAACCCCCUGAGCUUCUCAAAGUUCAGCUUGGAGAUCAGACCGACAGUAAGAUGCUGCUGGGAAUGUACCGCUGCACAGAUGUCCCAGGAGAGUUUGUGUGGCAGCCUGGCACCCUGACACAGGCAGCCACAAAGGGACACUGGAUCCUACUGGAGGAUAUUGAUUAUGCCCCCUUAGACGUGGUUUCUGUACUGAUCCCUCUCUUGGAGAAUGGAGAGCUCUUGAUUCCUGGCCGAGGUGACUGUCUAAAAGUGGCUCCUGGAUUUCAGUUCUUUGCAACCAGGAGACUUUUGACUUGUGGAGGGAACUGGUAUCGACCACUAAGUAGUCAUGCUACUUUGCUAGACAAACAUUGGACCAAAAUUCAUCUGGAUAACAUGGAUAAGACAGAACUGAAUGAGGUUCUUCAGAACAGAUACCCUAGCCUAUUGGCAGUAACUGACCACCUGCUUGACAUUUACAUCCAGCUUACUGGAGAGAAACACCACUCUCGGGAUGAUAGUUCUGUUGGAUGUGAACAGGUACCUAAGGAAGUUUCAGAAGCCAGAACAGAAAACAAAAGACUAAGCCUUGAAGGAAGAGAAUUGUCUCUCAGGGAUCUACUGAACUGGUGUAACAGGAUUGCUCAUAGCUUUGAUAGUCUGUCUUCAUCAGCAUCAUUGAAUAUUUUUCAAGAGGCUCUGGACUGUUUCACAGCAAUGCUUUCCAAGCAUACAAGCAAAUUGAAAAUGGCAGAAGUCAUUGGAAGCAAAUUGAACAUUUCCAAGAAAAAGGCUGAAUUCUUCUGUCAACUUUAUAAACCAGAAAUUGUGAUCAAUGAGCUAGAUGUACAAGUGGGUCGAGUGCGGCUUCUACGGAAACAAAGUGAGGCUGUUCAUAUACAGAGGGAGAAGUUUACUUUUGCUGCUACAAGGCCAUCCUCUGUUCUUAUUGAGCAGCUUGCGGUGUGUGUUAGCAAAGGAGAACCAGUAUUGCUGGUAGGAGAGACCGGGACUGGCAAAACCUCUACUGUACAGUACUUGGCUCACAUCACAGGCCACCGUUUGAGGGUUGUCAAUAUGAAUCAACAGAGUGACACUGCAGACUUGCUUGGAGGUUACAAACCAGUGGAUCAUAAGCUUAUUUGGCUACCCUUACGAGAGGCAUUUGAGGAACUCUUUGCCCAGACAUUUUCCAAGAAGCAAAACUUUACGUUCUUGGGGCACAUUCAGACCUGUUACAGACAGAAACGGUGGCAUGAUCUCCUCAAACUAAUGCAACAUGUGCACAAAUCGGCUGUCAACAAGGAUGGAAAAGAGAGUGAAACUGGGUUACUCCUGAAAGAGAAAUGGGAAGCUUUUGGUCUUAGACUUGACCAUGCCCAACAGCAGAUGAAAAUGACUGAAAAUGCUCUGUUGUUUGCAUUUGUAGAGGGUACAUUAGCUCAGGCUGUAAAGAAAGGAGAGUGGAUCUUGUUGGAUGAGAUUAAUCUGGCUGCUCCAGAGACAUUAGAAUGUCUCAGUGGUUUGCUCGAAGGCUCUUCUGGAUCCCUGGUAUUGCUGGAUCGAGGGGACACAGAACCACUGGUUCGUCAUCCAGACUUUCGUUUAUUUGCCUGUAUGAAUCCAGCAACUGAUGUGGGCAAAAGAAAUCUCCCACCAGGAAUAAGAAACAGGUUUACAGAACUUUAUGUAGAAGAAUUGGAAAGUAAAGAAGACUUACAAAUUCUUAUUGUGGAUUAUCUGAAAGGAUUGAGUGUGAGCAAGAGCACAGUACAAGGAAUCAUAAACUUCUACAGAGAUGUGCGGAAAGAGUCUGGGAGAACAUUGGUGGACGGAACCGGCCAUAGACCUCACUACAGCCUUCGGACUCUCUGCAGGGCCCUGCGAUUUGCAGCCUCCAAUCCAUGUAGCAACAUCCAGCGCUCACUCUAUGAGGGCUUUUGUUUGGGUUUCCUAACACAGCUUGACAGGGCAUCACACCCAGUAGUUCAGAAGCUUAUUUGUCAACACAUUGUCUCUGGCAGUAUUAAAAGUUUGCUGAAGCAGCCUAUUCCAGAACCUAAAGGAGGUCGGCUUAUCCAGGUUGAAGGCUAUUGGAUUUCAGUGGGAGACAAGGAACCUACAAUUGAUGAAACAUACAUUCUUACAUCUUCCGUCAAGCUGAACCUAAGGGAUAUAGUCCGAGUGGUUUCUGCAGGAACUUAUCCAGUGCUGAUUCAGGGGGAGACAUCAGUUGGUAAAACCAGCCUGAUCCGGUGGCUGGCUGCAGCUACUGGUAACCACUGUGUGAGAAUCAACAAUCACGAACACACGGAUAUUCAAGAGUACAUCGGUUGUUACACAUCUGAUUCCUCAGGGAAGCUUGUGUUUAAAGAAGGUGUUCUUAUUGAUGCUAUGAGAAAAGGCUAUUGGAUUAUUUUAGAUGAAUUGAAUUUGGCCCCUACUGAUGUGUUAGAGGCACUGAACAGACUGCUAGAUGAUAAUCGUGAAUUGCUCAUAACAGAAACACAGGAAGUUGUUAAAGCACACCCUCGGUUUAUGCUCUUUGCUACCCAGAAUCCCCCAGGACUUUAUGGAGGCAGAAAGGUACUUUCCAGAGCAUUCAGGAAUCGGUUUGUGGAAUUGCACUUUGAUGAAUUGCCAAGUUCUGAAUUGGAAACAAUCUUGCACAAGCGGUGUAGUUUGCCACCCUCUUACUGUAGCAAAUUGGUUAGAGUCAUGCUGGACCUCCAGUCCAAACGUAGAAGUUCUUCAGUGUUUGCUGGAAAGCAGGGCUUCAUCACCCUUCGAGACCUGUUUCGAUGGGCUGAGAGAUACAGAUUGGCUGAGCAGACCAAGGAGGAGUAUGACUGGCUACAGCACUUAGCCAACGAUGGUUAUAUGCUUCUGGCAGGCCGAGUCAGGAAACAGGAGGAGGUUGAUGUGAUUCAAGAAGUCCUUGAAAAACAUUUCAAGAAAAAAUUGUGUCCUCAAUCUCUCUUUUCCAAAGAAAAUGUCCUAAAAUUGCUGAGUAAAUUGUCUACUCAGAAAUCUACAUUGGAGUCCAAGUUCAGCCAUAUCGUGUGGACUGAGAGCAUGCGGAGAUUGGCCGUGUUGGUGGGAAGAGCGUUGGAAUUCAGUGAACCAGUACUGUUGGUUGGAGACACUGGGUGUGGGAAAACGAGUAUCUGUCAGGUGUUUGCAGCCUUGGCAAAUCAGAAAUUAUACUCAGUCAACUGCCACUUACACAUGGAGACUUCGGACUUCCUGGGCGGACUGCGGCCGGUGAGACAGAAGCCAAAGGACAAGGAAGAAAUUGACACAUCUCGGCUCUUUGAGUGGCAUGAUGGGCCUCUGGUUCUGGCCAUGAAGGAGGGCAGCUUUUUCCUCUUGGAUGAGAUCUCCUUGGCUGAUGAUUCUGUCCUGGAAAGACUCAACAGUGUCCUCGAAGUAGAAAAGUCCCUGGUAUUAGCAGAAAAAGGAAGCCUAGAGGACAAAGAAAAUGAGGUAGAGCUGUUGACUGCUGGGAAAGAAUUCCGUAUCUUAGCAACCAUGAACCCUGGGGGCGACUUUGGAAAAAAAGAGCUGUCUCCUGCCUUAAGAAACCGGUUUACAGAAAUAUGGUGCCCUCAGAGCACAAACCGAGAAGAUUUAAAACAGAUUAUCAGCAGUAAUCUUCGUCCAGGAUUGUCUCUGGGCAGAACAGAUCAUAAAGGGGCUGACAUAGCUGAGGUGAUGCUGGAUUUCAUUGACUGGCUGACCCACCAGGAAUUUGGCCGAAGGUGUGUGGUCAGUAUCAGAGAUAUCCUGUCCUGGGUUAACUUCAUGAACACAAUGGGGGAGGAAGCUGCUUUGAAAAAGCCAGAGACCAUCUCCACUGUGACAGCUUUUGUCCAUGCUGCAUGCCUGGUGUACAUAGAUGGAAUAGGUUCAGGAGUCACUUCCUCUGGGUUUGGUACGGCCCUCUUGGCUCGCAAGGAAUGUCUGAAAUUCCUAAUCAAGAAACUUUCCAAGAUAGUCCGACUUACAGAAUGUCAGAAAAAUGAAUUAAAGAUUUAUGACAGACUCAAGGCCAAGGAAUUCACUGGGAUAGAUAAUCGUUGGGGAAUUCAUCCAUUUUUUAUACCAAGAGGACCUGUCCUACAAAGGAAUAACAUUUCGGACUAUGCACUCAGUGCAGGAACGACAGCUAUGAAUGCCCAGAGGCUCUUAAGAGCUACAAAACUGAACAAACCCAUUCUCCUGGAGGGCUCCCCUGGUGUGGGCAAGACAAGUUUGGUGGGAGCACUAGCAAAGGCUUCGGGCAACACCCUUGUUCGAAUCAACUUGUCAGAGCAGACGGACAUAACAGACCUGUUUGGAGCAGAUUUACCUGUUGAAGGUGGCAAGGGAGGAGAGUUUGCCUGGCGUGAUGGCCCCUUGCUGGCAGCUCUGAAGGCCGGCCGCUGGGUUGUGUUGGAUGAGCUCAACCUGGCUUCUCAGUCUGUGUUGGAAGGACUCAAUGCUUGUUUUGACCACCGAGGAGAAAUCUAUAUUCCUGAGUUAGGAAUGAGCUUUCAAGUACAGCAUGAAAAGACAAAGAUUUUUGGUUGUCAAAAUCCCUUUAGACAAGGAGGCGGGAGAAAAGGCUUGCCCAGGUCUUUCCUUAACAGAUUCACUCAGGUCUUUGUGGAUCCCCUUACAGUAAUUGACAUGGAGUUCAUUGCUAGUACUCUGUUUCCAGCCAUUGACAGAAAUAUUGUUAAGAAAAUGGUUGCUUUCAACAAUCAGAUUGAUCAUGAAGUGACUGUUGAGAAGAAAUGGGGGCAAAAAGGAGGACCAUGGGAAUUCAACCUCCGGGACCUUUUCCGCUGGUGUCAAUUGAUGCUGGUUGACCAGUCCCCUGGCUGUUAUGAUCCUGGUCAGCAUGUGUUUUUGGUCUACGGUGAAAGAAUGAGAACCAGGGAAGACAAAGAAAAGGUCAUUGCUAUAUUUAAGGAUGUGUUUAGUACUGAUUCAAACCCAUACAUGGGAACCAGACUAUUUCACAUCACUCCCUAUAAUGUUCAGCUGGGCUACUCAGUCCUUUGCCGUGGCAACUAUGUUACUCCCCCAUCCCGCCAUCCCCUGUUGCUGUUGCACCAGUCGUUACAGUCUCUAGAGUCGAUUAUGAAGUGUGUGCAGAUGAGCUGGAUGGUCAUCCUUGUGGGUCCAGCCUCUGUGGGCAAGACCAGUCUGGUCCAGCUUCUGGCACAACUUACUGGUCACACGUUAAAGAUCAUGGCUAUGAACAGUGCAAUGGAUACGACAGAGCUUCUGGGCGGAUUUGAGCAGGUUGACCUUAUACGGCCUUGGAGGCAGCUGCUAGAGAAGGCGGAGAGCACUGUGAGAGCGCUGUUACGAGACAGCCUCCUUGUCAGUGCCGAUGAUGCAGAAGUAGUCCUGCGGGCCUGGAGUCAUUUCCUUCUGACAUAUAAGCCCAAGAGUCUUGGAGAAAAUGGUAAAGGUGUCACGAUGGAGAUAGUCAACAAGCUGGAAGCAGUAUUAUUGCUUAUGCAGAGACUCAACAAUAAGAUCAACUCAUACUCCAAGGCAGAGUUUGCCAGACUUGUAGAAGAGUUCCGAAGCUUUGGGGCAAAGCUGGUGCAGUCAUCCAGUGGCGGCAGCCAUGGCACUUUUGAGUGGGUCGACAGCAUGUUGGUUCGGGCCCUGAAGUCUGGAGAUUGGCUUUUGAUGGAUAACGUUAACUUUUGCAACCCGUCCGUGCUGGAUCGUUUGAAUGCUUUGCUUGAACCUGGAGGUGUCCUCACUGUUAGUGAGAGAGGAAUGAUAGAUGGAUCCACUCCCACGAUAACACCACAUCCCAAUUUCAGACUUUUUCUCUCAAUGGAUCCUGUUCAUGGAGAAAUAUCCCGUGCUAUGAGGAAUCGUGGGCUUGAAAUCUACAUUUCAGGGGAAGGAGAUGGGAGUAUCCCAGAUGACCUGGACCUGAAAGUUCUGCUGCACAGUCUUGGGUUGGUGGGGGACAGUGUGUGUGACACCCUCUUGGCUCUACACAGAGAGACCCAAAGUGCUUUUGUAGGUUCUCCAACAUCAUCUAUUUCAACUCUGAUUCAGACAGCCUUACUCAUUGUGCAGUACCUGCAGCGAGGGCUGAGUUUAGACAGAGCUUUUUCUGAAGCAUGCUGGGAAGCAUAUGUCCACUCCCAGCACUCACCAGCAAACCAGAAGCUCGUGCAAGCUUUACUGGAGAAACAUAUGUCUUCUCUGCGAGCACAUGAAACCUGGGGUAACUCCAUUCUUGCUGUGGGGCUAUGGCCAGAUUCUCUGCCCUCAGCUAUCUUUGCUAUGGAAGAUUCUCACCUCUCUAUCGUACGAAGCGAUGGACAGAUCUUAGCAUAUUGCCUCAACAGGAUGAGUCUGAAAACGAGCAGCUGGUCAAGGAUUCAGCCUCUUACUUUGCCAGAUUUAGAGAAAAUUAUGCAGUCCCCCAAUCCCGAGAGCCUGAAAUUUAGUUCUGUUGAAGUGGAUACUAUUUGGAUUGAUGAACCAGAAGUUUUGGCCAUGGCUGUUAAAUUGCUCAUAGAAAGAGCAACCAAUCAAGAUUGGAUGCUCAGAGUUAAGUGGCUUUACCAUUUAGCCAAGAAUAUACCACAGGGGCUUGAGUCCAUACAGAUUCAUUUGGAAGCCAGUGCAGCAUCUCUUAGGAAAUUUUACUCAAAUUCUCUCUCAGCUGGAAUCAGUAAUGUCAUCAAAAUAUUACAACCAAAUAUAACAGAAGAAUUUGUGAUUCCUUUGGACCCUCGAUGGAAUAUGCAGGCUUUGGACAUCAUUCGAAGUUCGAUGGACUUUGACCCACAAACAGACCAGUCUGAGCAGCUCUUUUCCCUUUUAGAGUCCAUUGCAAACAAGACAAUCAUAUAUCUUGACCGGGAAAAACGAAUUUUUACUGAAGCAAAUCUGGCUCCUGUUGGUAGCAAAAAGUUAAGAAAUAGUGUCUUGAGAAUGUCCUUUGAAUUCCAUAAAGAUCCAGAGAGCUAUCAGAGCCUGCCCCAUGAAAUUGUGGUCAAUCUUGCUGCUUUUUUUGAACUUUGUGAUGCACUAAUCCUGCUCUGGGUACAGUCCUCCCAGGGAAUAGUGUCUGAUGCCAGUGUCAAUGAGAUCUUGGCUUCUCUGCGGUGGCGGGACCGGUUUUGGACUGUGGCUGACACAGUAAAAGUGGAUGCCCCAGGGCUGGCCUUGCUUGCCCUUCACUGGCACUGGGUUUUAAAACAUUUGGUCCGUGAGAUUCCCCAACUCCUGAUGAACCAUGAAGACAAAUAUUACAAAGAAGUCCAGACUGUCUCAGAGCAUAUUCAGAAUUGCUUGGGGAGCCCAACUGGUGGCUUCACUGGUAUAAAGAAGUUGCAGAAGUUCCUGGGACGACCGUUUCCUUUUAAGGACAAGCUGGUGGUGGAGUGUUUUUCACAACUGAAAACUCUUAACAAAGCCCUUGCCAUCAGGGAGCGGAUGGCUGCUGUCGGGGAGAGUGGAUGGCUGGAAGAUAUUAGUCGGCUCCAAGUGGUUGCUUCUGAAUGGACAUUAAAGAAAAGUCUUCUACGGGCCUGGGGGCUGGUCCUCAGAGCUAACAUUCUGGAAGAUAUCAACCCAGAUGAAUUGAAGAAUCUUGUGAAUGCUCAGUGUUUAGAAGUAAAAGCCAAAGGAAUUUCACUUGGUUUUCUGGAGCGCAAGCCCAGUGAAUCUUCCACCCCAUCUCAGCCAGACUUUACCUCCUUAAUUCAACUCACCAGGAGUGUUCAGUUAUGGCCUGCAAUGGAGUAUCUGGCUGUGCUUUGGCAGUACAAAGUGACAGCUGAUUUUAUGACACAGGCUUGUCUGAGAAGGUCCAGUAAAAGUCAGCAACCCCAGAUUGAUGAGGAAAUCAGUCAUCAUAUCUCAUUUUGUCUUAAGCACACACCAGUUGCUCCUCAAGAACUUCGAGACCUUUGGUCCUUACUGCAUCAUAAGAAGGUGUCUACAGAAGAAAUUAUCUCUUUGUGGUCCGGCUUAUUUAAUUCCACAUUUAUGUCUUUCUGGAGCAGUACUGUGACCACAAAUCCAGAGUUCUGGCUCACAUGGAGCCCUCUGACUGUUGAGCAGCAGAGGGAGAGGCCAAAGUCCCUUUUGGACUCUACACUGAAGGGCCCCGGCAGUCUCAGUAGAGCCAUGUUCUCCAAGUGCUGCUUCGAAGCCUUGACCAGCAGCUGCAGAGCAAGUUCCUGGGAUGUGAGCGGCCUCCCCAUCCUAUCCUCCUCGCAUGUCACCCUGGGAGAAUGGGUUGAAAGAGCCCAGCAGCUCCGGGACAUCAGCUCAAUGCUUUGGACCAACAUGGCUGUCCCUUCAGUAGCAGAGUUCAGACGCACGGAUUCCCGGCUCCAGGGACUGGUGCUGUGCCGGCACCUGGCAGGCCUGGCUGAGCUGCUCCCCGAAACCCUACGGCAGGAGUACAUGCACAACUGCGAGCAGCUGCUGCGUGGGGACAGCCAGGCUUUUCAGCACGUGGGCCAGACUCUUGGGGACAUGGCCGGGCAGGAGGUGCUGCCCAAAGACCUAUUGUGCCUCUUGCUUACCUCCCUACGCCUCUUGUUCGGGGAAGGGGAGGGUAAGCGGGAUCUACCUGAGCCAGCCCGGCGUGGGAGCCUCUGGGUGAGCCUCGGCCUGCUCCAGAUUCAGACAUGGCUUCCCCAGGCACGCUUCGACCCCGCAGUGAAGAGGGAAUACAAGCUCAGAUAUGCCAAAGAAGAGUUAUACCAGCUGCAGUGCGAGUGGAAGACCCGAAACCUCUCGUCCCAGCUACAGACUGGAAGAGACCUGGAAGAUGAAGUCAUUAUCAAUUACUCUCAUCCUCAUAUCAGGUUGCUUUACCAAAGAAUUGAUCAGCUGGAGAAUUUAAUAUGCAGCCUGUCGAAGAAGCAGGCCUUCAGACCCCAGCUGCCUGCGUAUGAGUCCCUGGUGCAGGAGAUCCACCACUACAUCUCCAGCAUCGCCAAGGCCCCGGCCGUUCAGGAUCUGCUCACACGGCUCCUGCAGGUGCUGCAGAUGGAUGGACUUCGGUCUGCCCAGGUGGCCCAGAACCUUCUGAAGGAAGAAGCCUCCUGGCAGCAGUCGCACCACCAGUUCAGGAGGCGGCUGGCCGAGGAGUAUGCUCUGUAUCCAGACACUGUGACCCCACUGCAGGCAUCCAUCUUGCAGAUGCAACAUGGCAUGAGGCUGGUAGCAUCCGAGGUCCACUGCUCACUCCACAGCAGCGUGGUCUGUGCAGAUAGGCUGGACACUCUGGUCACAUCCCUGUUGGCUUUCCCAUCGGUGAGCCCCACCUUCCCCACUUACUAUGCUCAUGCAGAUGCUUUGUGCUCAGUCAAGUCAGAGGAGGUUCUGCGAGGCCUUGGGAAGUUGUCCCUCAAGUGCUCGGGAGGAAAAGAGCUGGAAGGCAAGAGCCAGCAACCCUGCCCUACCCGAGAACAGCUAUUGCUGAAUGCCCUUCUUUACCUGCGCUCCCAUGUGCUGUGCAAGGGAGAGCUGGACCAGAGGGCCCUGCAGCUCUUCAGACACGUGUGCCAGGAAAUCAUCAAUGAGUGGGAUGAGCAGGAACGCCUUGCCCAAGAGAAGGCUGAGCAGGAGAAUAGCCUGUACAGAUACAGGAGCAGGAGUUCCCAGACAGCACUGAGCGAGGAGGAGGAGGAGGAGCAGGAGUUCAGAAGACAGUUCCCACUGCAUCAGGACUUCGCAGAUAUUUUAAUAGAACCAACACUAGAGGAGAAGGGAACAUCAGAUGGGCAAGAAGCAGCAGCAGCCACAGACCCCACCGUCUUCUCCCCAAGCUCCAUGCAGGCUGUGAUGCUGAUUCACCAGCAGCUGUGCCUCAGCUUUGCUCGGUCCCUCUGGUACCAACAGACUCUGCCAUCGCAUGAGGCAAAGCACUACCUCAGCCUGUUUCUGUCCUGCUAUCAGACCGGGGCAUCUCUGGUGACACACUUCUACCCCCUAAUGGGCGUUGAACUGACUGACCAACUCUUGGGCAGCCAGCUUUUGGCCUGCACCCUCUCCCAUAACACUCUCUUUGGGGAGGCGACGACAGACCUGAUAGUAAAGCCAGAUGGACCCUACGACUUCUACCAGCACCCCAACGUCCCAGAAGCACGGCUUUGUCAACCUGUGCUUCAGGGUUUCUCAGAGGCUGUCAUUCGGCUGCUGCAGGAUUGGCCCGAACAUCCGGCGCUUAUGCAGCUGAUGGUUGUAAUGGACAGAAUUCGUAGUUUCCCACUUUCCAGUCCCAUCUCCAAGUUCCUGAAUGGGUUAGAGAUCCUUCUGGCAAAGGCACAGGAUUGGGAGGAGAAUGCAAGUCGAGCGCUCUCUCUGCGGAAACACCUGGAUUUGGUCAGUCAGAUGAUCAUUCGUUGGCGUAAACUAGAACUGAACUGCUGGUCUAUGAGUUUGGAUAAUACCAUGAAGCGCCACACUGAGAAAUCCACCAAGCACUGGUUCUCCAUCUAUCAGAUGCUUGAGAAGCACAUGCAGGAACAAACAGAAGAACAGGAAGAUGACAAACAGAUGACCCUGAUGUUGCUGGUCAGCACAUUACAAGCAUUUAUUGAAGGAUCCUCACUGGGAGAAUUCCAUGUACGCCUUCAGAUGUUACUGGUUUUCCAUUGUCAUGUGUUGCUGAUGCCACAAGUUGAAGGAAAAGAUUCACUUUGCAGUGUUCUGUGGAAUUUGUACCAUUAUUACAAGCAAUUCUUUGACCGGGUCCAGGCCAAAAUUGUGGAACUUCGUUCCCCCCUAGAAAAAGAACUUAAAGAAUUUGUUAAGAUAUCCAAGUGGAAUGAUGUCAGCUUCUGGUCCAUUAAACAAUCUGUGGAAAAGACACACAGGACCCUCUUUAAAUUCAUGAAGAAAUUUGAAGCUGUCCUCAGUGAACCCUGCCAGUCAUCUCUGGUGGAGAGUGACAAGGAGGAACAGCCUGACUUUUUGCCACAGCCAACAGGAGCAGCCACGAGUGAAGCAUCUCCCAUUCAAAAUCUGAACAAGGCUCUGAGGGAGACCCUGCUAGCCCGGCCAACAACUGCACAGGCCACAGUUCCAGAACAGUGUCAGGGAGCUCCUUUCCCCUCGGAGGGUGAGCUUCUGUAUCGCUUGCCGAAGCUCACGAAACGAAUGAGGAAGAUGUGCCUGAUGCUCAUGAAGGAAAGCCGCCUCCCUCACCUCGUGGACGGCCUCGAUCAGUUCACCGGUGAAGUAAUUUCCUCUGUGAGUGAGCUGCAGAGCUUACAGGUAGAGCCCUCCGCAGAGAAGGAGAAGCAGCGUUCAGAAGCCAAACACAUUCUCAUGCAGAAGCAGCGAGCGUUGGCAGACCUUUUUAAGCACCUUGCAAAAACCGGUUUGUCAUAUCGUAAAGGUCUUGCCUGGGCCCGUACAAAAAACCCUCAAGAGAUGCUUCAUCUUCGCCCGUUGGAUCUCCGGAGCGCAUUGUCUAUAGUCAACAGCACUCAGGAGGCAGAUUCUAGGCUGCUUACAGAAAUCUCGACCUCGUGGGAUGGGUGCCAGAAGUAUUUUUAUCGUUCUCUUGCACGACACACCAGACUUAGUGCAGCCCUAGCAGCUCCUGCCAAGGAAGUGGGCGUGGGCAGCAUCGAGCGGUGUAAAGGGUUCUCGGCACAUUUGAUGAAGAUGCUUAUCCGGCAGCGGCGCUCUCUGACUACACUGACUGAGCAGUGGAUCCUCCUCAGAAACCUCCUCAGCUGUGUGCAGGAGAUUCAGGGCAGGCUGACAGAGCCACUGCUCUACCCCGUGGCCUUUCCCCCCCAGGACGGCGUGCAGCAGUGGACAGAGAGGCUGCAGCACUUGGCCAUGCAGAGCCAUAUCCUGCUUGAGCAGCUCUCCUGGCUCUUCCAGUGCUGCCCCGGCGCAGGGUCAGCUCCAAGCCAAGGUGAUGCCCAGGCACAGGAUCAGCCUUCUAUCCUCUGCCCGGAAGGACCAGAGCUCACCAUGGGGCAGCUUUCCAGUGCAGUGCCGGACCUCAGCCCAUCAGAUCUGAGCUAUCCAUCCCCUGUACCUGGCAGUCAGCUGCCCUCUGGUUGCCGGAUGCGGAAACAGGACCAGCUUUGGCAACAGUCAACUUUGAAAUUAACAGAGAUGCUGAAGACCGUUCAAACAGUGAAAACUGACAUUGACAGAAUUAAGCAGCAGUCUUGUGAGACUCUCUUUCAUUCUUGGAAAGAUUUUGAAGUUUGCUCUUCUGGGCUGAGUUGCCUGUCCCAGGUGUCAGCUCAUUUGCAAGGCCUAGAGUCCUUGUUCAUUCUUCCAGGGAUGGAGGUUGAGCAAACAGACCAACAUAUGGCAUUAGUUGAGAGCCUGAAAUAUGUCAGAGGAGAAAUUGGUAAAGCCACAGAUGACUUUACUACCUGGGAGACACAUCUUCUCACGUCAGGCAGCCAAGGAGGAAACCAAAUAUUGGAUGAAGGGUUUGUGGAAGAUUUUGCAGAGAAAAUGGAAACAGCCAUCCGGUCCAUCCUUUAUGCCAUCCAGAACUUAGCAGAAAGAAAUAGUAAAAAGACAGACGAAAACACUGACCAGACAAGGCCACAGGAAGAGGAUGCAGGUUUUGAGAGACUGCAAUCAGGACAUCUAACAAAACUCUUAGAGGAAGACUUGUGGGAUGAUGUGAGCACUUUGCAUGUGCAAAAAAUAAUUUCUGUUGUCUCUGAACUAUUGGAGAGACUGAAAUCGUGUGGUGAGGACGGCACAGCAGCAAAGCACAUGUUCUUCAGCCAAUCCUGCUGCUGGUUGGUGCGCCUGCUGCCCAUGCUCUCCAGGUACUCGGACCUCGUCCUCUUCUUCCUGACCAUGUCUUUGGCAACUCAUCGUAGCACUGCAAAGCUUCUCUCUGUGCUCACCCAGAUCUUCUCGGAGCUUGCUCAGAAGGGAUUUUGCCUUCCCAAAGAAUUUAUGGAAGAUUCAGCAGGUGAGGGGGCAACUGAGUUCCAUGACUAUGAAGGAGGUGGAAUUGGAGAAGGUGAAGGCAUGAAGGAUGUGAGUGACAAGAUAGAAAAUGAAGAACAGGCAGAAGAUACAUUUCAGAAGGGUCAAGAAAAGGAUAAAGAGGAUCCUGACUCAAAAUCAGACAUUAAGGGCGAGGAUAACGCCAUUGAGAUGUCAGAAAACUUUGAUGGGAAGAUGCAUGAUGGGGAGCUUGAAGAACAAGAAGAGGAGGAUGAGAAAUCAGACAGUGAGGGCGGAGACUUGGAUAAACAGAUGGGCGAUCUGAAUGGUGAGGAAGCUGACAAACUAGAUGAGAGGCUUUGGGGUGAUGAUGAUGAAGAGGAAGAUGAGGAAGAAGAAGACAAUAAAACGGAAGAAACAGGACCAGGAAUGGAUGAGGAAGAUUGUGGACUUGUUGCUAAAGAUGACAACUUGGAUUCUGGGAAGUCAAACAGAGAUAAAAACCAGCAUGAUAAGAAGGAAGAAGCAGAAGCUGAUGAUGAUGGACAAGGCCAAGACAAAAUUAAUGAACAAAUAGAUGAGAGGGAAUAUGAUGAGAACGAGGUGGACCCUUACCAUGGCAACCAGGAAACGCUGCCAGAGCCUGAGGCCUUGGACCUUCCAGAGGAUUUGAAUCUAGAUAGUGAAGACAAGAACAGUGGUGAGGACACAGACCAUGAAGAAGGAGAAGAAGAGAAUCCUUUGGAAAUUAAGGAAAAAGCAAUGGACACUGAAGAAGCAGGUCAUGAAGCUGAGGAAAUAAAUGAAGAGUCUGAGGCCAAUCAGAAUGAAGAUCAGGGUCAGCAGGAACCUGAGGAAGGCUCCGGUGAAGAUGACAAGAGGGAGGAGGGGAUGGAAGAGAUGGACACAGGAGCUGGUGACCAAAACAAAGAUGCGGACCAGCCUUCUGAGGAAAGCUCAGAGGAGGAGGAGGCGUCUCCGGAGGACAAGAACGGCACUGAAGCCAGUGAGAACUGUGCGGAGAAUGGCGUCUCUGUUGACCAAGGUCUCCAGCCUCAGGAAGAAAAAGAAGAAGGGGAGGACCCUGACACAGAGGAGCAGGUGCCAGAGGCUACGGAGAGGAAGGAGCACUCCUCCUGCGGGCAGACGGGGGUGGAGAACAUGCAGAGCGAGCAGGCGAUGGAGCUGGCCGGGGCCGCACCUGAGAAGGAGGCUGGGAAGGAGGAACACGGGAGUGGAGCUGCGGACGCAAACCAGGCAGAAGGCCACGAAUCCAAUGUCAUCGCCCGGUUGGCCUCCCAGAAACAGACCAGGAAAAACACCCAGAGUUUUAAGAGGAAACCUGGACAGGCCAACAAUGAACGCUCCAUGGGUGAUCACAAUGAGCACGUGCACAAGAGGCUGAGGACUGUGGAUAUGGACAGUCACACAGAGGAGCCCACCCCGGCCCAGCCCCAGGACCAGGCAGAGGACGCGGCUGAAUUUGAGCACAUUAAACAAGGGAGCGACCCUUACGAUGCGCAGACCUAUGAUGUAGCCAGCAUGGAGCAGCAACAAUCUGCAAAAGAUUCCAGCAAGGAGCAGGAGGAGGAAGAAAGAGAGGACAUCUUCAUGGACGUGGAGGAGCAGGAGGAGCUCAAAGCAGUGGACACGGAGCAGCUGAAGCCAGAGGAGAUCAAGUCAGGGACCACAGCAGGCUCCGGCGUUGAUGAGAUGGAGACCAAAACUUUUAAAGCAGAGGAAGACCAAGACCCUAGGACAGACAGAUCCCCCAAGGAGGCAGAGAAUGAGAAACCUGAGAGAAGCCGAGAUUCAACCAUUCAUACGGCCCAUCAGUUCCUCGUGGACACGAUUUUCCAGUCCUUUUUAAAAGAUGUUGAUGAGCUAAGACAGGAGCUGGAGAGACAGCUGGAAAGGUGGCAGCCACAUGAACCUGGAAACCCAGAAGAAGAAAAGGCUGCAGCUGAAAUGUGGCACAGCUACCUGAUCUUAACGGCACCUCUUUCACAACAGCUGUGUGAACAGCUUCGUCUCAUACUAGAGCCCACCCAGGCAGCCAAGCUGAAAGGAGACUAUCGAACUGGGAAGCGAUUGAACAUGCGGAAGGUCAUCCCAUACAUUGCUAGUCAAUUCCGAAAAGACAAGAUUUGGCUCCGAAGGACCAAGCCCAGUAAACGCCAGUAUCAGAUUUGUUUGGCUAUCGAUGACUCCUCUAGCAUGGUAGACAACCAUACCAAACAGCUUGCAUUUGAAUCUUUGGCUGUGAUUGGAAAUGCUCUAACUCUUCUGGAAGUGGGUCAGAUUGCAGUGUGCAGUUUUGGAGAGUCCGUAAAGCUAUUACACCCAUUCCACGAACAGUUCAGUGAUCACUCGGGGUCCCAGAUUCUACGGCUCUGCAAAUUCCAACAAAAAAAAACCAAGAUUGCUCAGUUUCUAGAGUCGGUAGCCAACAUGUUUGCAGCCGCUCGGCAGCUCUCACAGAACAUCAGUCCAGACACUGCACAGCUCCUCCUGGUGGUCUCUGAUGGGCGCGGCCUCUUCCUCGAGGGCAAAGACAGAGUCCUGGCGGCAGUCCAGGCUGCCCGGAAUGCGAACAUCUUUGUCAUUUUUGUGGUGUUGGAUAAUCCCAGUUCCCGGGAUUCUAUCUUGGACAUUAAAGUGCCAAUAUUUAAAGGACCCGGGGAGCUGCCUGAAAUCCGAUCCUACAUGGAGGAGUUCCCAUUCCCCUUCUACAUAAUUCUUCGCGACGUGAAUGCACUCCCCGAGACGCUCAGCGAUGCUCUCAGGCAGUGGUUUGAGUUAGUGACAGCCUCUGACCACCUGUAG
Molecule: messenger RNA, 16791 nt
Organism: Pipistrellus nathusii (Nathusius's pipistrelle)
Lineage: Eukaryota; Metazoa; Chordata; Mammalia; Chiroptera; Vespertilionidae
Source: the annotation of a GenBank genome assembly